ACUUGGGAUAGUUGGAGUUUGGCUGUCGGAAGUGACAGUCGUUGACGGCGCCGCGUGUCAAAUCUACGCUCAUCGGUCUCGUCCGAGUCCCUUUCGAUAUUACGCCUCUAAAUACGUAUACCCAUCAGCCAUGGAUCCGCUGUGGUUGAGACAACAGCUGACCAAAUCGCCCACGUCGUUGACCACUUUUAAAAAUCCAUACCCAAGGAGACCUUGGCUAAAAGAUUCUGCAGCUGCAGCUGCAGCUGGUGGUGGAAAUGUUGGACUCAAGGGAAUCGUUGCUGGUGGAAUAACGGGUGGUAUAGAAAUUUGCAUAACAUAUCCAACCGAAUAUGUCAAGACACAACUGCAGCUGGAUGGAAAAGCUGGAGCUGGCAAAGAAUAUUCUGGAAUAUUGGAUUGUGUGAAAAAAACAGUAAAAGGUCACGGUGUCCUAGGUCUAUACCGAGGACUAUCCGUUUUAAUUUAUGGUUCAAUUCCCAAGUCUGCUGUGAGAUUUGGGGCGUUUGAAUCAGUUAAAAAACGACUAGUCGAUUCAGAAGGAAAAUUGAAUGCGCAAACAAGACUUUUAGCAGGACUUUGUGCUGGAGUUAGCGAAGCUGUAUUAGUUGUAACGCCUAUGGAAACUGUUAAAGUGAAAUUUAUCAAUGACCAAAGGUCAGGGAACCCAAGAUACAAAGGAUUCUUGCAUGGAGUGACCUUGAUAGUCAAAGAAAGUGGGGCAAGGGGUGUGUAUCAAGGACUAGUUCCAACAGUAAUGCGUCAAGGUUCAAAUCAAGCGAUAAGGUUUUUUGUAAUGGAAACUCUAAAGGACUGGUACAGAGGGGGAGAUAACUCAAAGUCUGUACCCAAAUUACUCGUGGGUGCGUUUGGUGCAGUUGCUGGUGCGGCGUCGGUAUUUGGAAAUACUCCAAUUGAUGUAAUAAAAACACGAAUGCAGGGUUUGGAAGCUGCUAAGUACAAAGGCACUGUAGACUGUAUAGUACAGGUAUGGAAAAAAGAAGGAGCAUUUGCAUUCUACAAGGGUACAGUUCCACGAUUGAGCAGAGUUUGUCUGGAUGUGGCAAUUACGUUUAUGGUCUAUGAUUCGUUUAUGGACUUGUUUAACAAAUUUUGGCCAUAAAUCAAGCCUGCACACAUGCUUGUAACCUUCUUGUUAUACAUUCCAUAAUGUUAGGAUUUUCUGUACAAUACUUUUGCAUCAUUUUCGUAUCAGCAGUCGUCUUUUUUUACAUACAAAGUGAUCUUGGUUGCAAGUUAUAAAUAUACCAGUGGUAAUAUGCUAAAGUUUACAUGAUAAUCUACUGUAAUGUAAAACAGUUAAACAAACCUUGACAAAUUUCUUGUAUUUUAUUUUUUUAUUUUUUAGCAAUCCAACUUACAAAUUUACAGACAAAUGCACAUUUUUUCUUGAUAUUUAUUUGUUUCAAGUUGUGCCAAAACGUCUGACUUUGUAUAAGGCGCUUUAGUAACUAAAGUAAAGAAAUUCUUUAAUAAUGAUUUAGCACUUUAUCAAUUUUCAAUAAUGUUCAUUCAUUUUCAUGGAUUUCAUGUAAAGCAAACACUGUUUCAUUGUGUACAAUAAUCUGUGUAAUUUUUCAUAAUAACGGAAGGCUUAGCAACUGGUCCAAAAAGUAGAAAACAUUUAUCAAUUACAACCAAUAUUUUUCUUGUACCUUAAAGUACAUCUUUUAAUGUACAAAUUUUGAAAUCAACUGGUAAUGACAAAUCUACUUUGUUUAUCUAUGGGAAUGCUAUUUCUUUCGUACGAAUUUUAUUAAAAAUAAUAAUAUAUUACGCUAUUAUUCCAAAAUAUGCAUUCUAGAGAGUAUGACUGUACUUUUGUAUGAAAAAUAACACAGUUUAAUAUUAUAUAUAUAUAAUAUAUGUAAAAAUAUGUGAGAUAUCAGUAGCAUAUGUUAGGGGUCAAUUUUAUAUACCGUAUGUCCUUUAACAUGCAAUGGUAACUAUAUACAAGGAACACUACAUUCAAGCUCAACUUAUACAUGCAAUUGUUUAUUAUAUUGAAUCGGUGGAAUCUACCGGAAAAUUGAUGUAUUUAUAUGAUUGGUGGAUAUUUUUACAAUAUGCGUUUACGUAUAUAACUAUACGCAUAUAACUAUUUACGGAAAUGAUGUAUGUGAUUCAAAUUUAAGUAAAAA
Messenger RNA from Neodiprion virginianus, 2162 nucleotides. It is a transcript of the gene sea, whose product is annotated as putative tricarboxylate transport protein, mitochondrial. Bases 131 to 1123 code for a protein of 330 amino acids. Lineage: Eukaryota; Metazoa; Arthropoda; Insecta; Hymenoptera; Diprionidae. Gene Ontology annotation, biological process: mitochondrial citrate transmembrane transport. The transcript has 4 exons. The record is from RefSeq and is a predicted model, not a curated record.